Electrophorus electricus (electric eel) is the source of this 2649-nucleotide messenger RNA. Its product is annotated as G-protein coupled receptor family C group 6 member A-like. Gene Ontology annotation, molecular function: G protein-coupled receptor activity. Gene Ontology annotation, cellular component: plasma membrane. Gene Ontology annotation, biological process: G protein-coupled receptor signaling pathway. Lineage: Eukaryota; Metazoa; Chordata; Actinopteri; Gymnotiformes; Gymnotidae. The record is from RefSeq and is a predicted model, not a curated record.
AUGUCACUUUGGAUGUAUGUGGUGGCUUUAGGCCCUGUCCUGUUGGUAAGUUUGGGGACUUGCUGUGAUUAUGAUGUGGAUAAGUGUGGAGCCUGGGCUGAUGGACACAUCCAGAUAGGAAUUCUCAGUUCUUGCUAUUCUAAAGUGGAAUCUCUGUAUAAUCGAGAACAGCCAGAGAUCUACAACUGUUCAAGCUUUUGUCUGGUAUCAUUUGUACGGAUGCUUGCUGUCAUUCAUACCAUUGAAACUAUCAAUAACUCCAGCUUCCUGCCAGGGGUCCACCUGGGCUACUACAUUUGUGACACAUGCAGUGAUGGCUCCAAAGCCAUUCAGAGCACAGAGCACAUGCUGUUUGAGAACAGCAUGGCACCUGGCGCCUGCAACCUCAACUGGAACCCCAGGGUAAAAGUUAUAAUUGGAGCCCGCUACUCAGAAAUAUCUCUCAUCGUGGCUCGGCUUCUCAGCCUCUACAUGGUUCCUCAGAUAAGCACAAGUGCAUCUGCAGAAACGCUGAGUGACAGACUGCGCUACCCUGCCUUCCUACGUACGGUGCCCAGUGAUAUCCACCAGACAAAAGCGCUGGCCAAACUCAUGGCUCACUACGGCUGGGACUGGGUGGGUAUGGUCCAUGGGGAUGACGACUACGGCCAAAGUGCUCUGCAUAGCUUUUUGACUGAUGUAUUGAAUGAGAACAUAUGCACCGCCUUCAAAGAGACACUUCCACAUUACCUAGAUGACCAAAACAUCAACAUCAGGAUCCAAGAAGUGGCGAACACCAUCCAAACUUCAAAUGCCAAAGUCGUGUUGCUUAUCUUAAAAGAAGAGCUUGUGAAAAAACUCUUCACAGAGAUAAUUCAUAGAAAUAUAUCACGCACCUGGAUUGCCAGUGAUAGCUGGUCAAUGUCAAAAGACAUUGCUAAAAUGGAGGGAAUCAACAAAAUAGGGAAUAUUUUUGGUUACAGUUUCAUUACAGGCCCAAUCCCUGGCUUUAAAGAGUAUCUACAAAAGUUGUCUACCCCCCCAGGUGCUACGAACAAAUUCAUUCAAAAAUAUCAGCAAAUGGACAACAAGGGAAACUUAACAGAAGCCGUCGAUAUUUCCAUAGCCUAUGGUGACAGACUGGCUGUGCUGUCAAUUGCUUAUGCCUUGAAGAAGAUUUUAGACUGUAACCAAACUGUCUGCUCAGGGGAAAAAGACUUUCAACCUUGGAAGCUUCUCAAAGAACUGAAAAAUAUCAACUUUACUGUGGAUAAUCAGACAUUCUAUUUUAAUACAUCAGGAAAUUUUGUAAAUGGCUAUGAUUUAAUUAACUGGGUACAAAACUUGUCCAGUGGACAGAGAGAUUUUGUAGUUGCUGGCAACUACAAUCUGGAGAACAAACAAUUUACUCUUAAAGAAGCUAUUAAAUGGUAUAAUUCAAACAGUAUGAAACCUGUUUCCUUGUGCUCUGAAGUCUGCUUUCCUGGCACAGCAAAACAACUCUCUAAAACACAGUGUUGCCACAACUGCACAAAAUGUUUGGAGGGAACCUACUCAAAUGAUACAAAUGUUCAGAGCUGUCUUCCAUGUGAAAAUGGCACAUGGUCCUUAAUUGGAUGGACAUAUUGUAAGCCAAAGACAGAACUGUAUUGGGAGUGGAAUGGAAAGCAUGCCAUUGUCGUUUUAACAUUUGUUCUAGCAGGAUUUUUACUUUUGUUUGUUAAUCUGAUUAUCUACUUCCUCUACCGCAAGAGUCCUGUCAUGAAACAGGCUGGUGGGUACAUUAUGCUUCUUAUUAUGCUAGGCUUAGCUCUUAGCUUUGGCAGUCUCUUGCUCUUUAUCGGGAAGCCCAAUCUCCAUAUCUGUAGGGCACGUCAAGUCCUUUAUGGCUUAGGUUUCUCCCUCACCGUCUCAUGUAUUCUAGUGAAAGCCCUACGCACCUAUGUGGCUUUCCUCCCCCGACACCGCCAGCACAGUAUGAAAAAGUUCUACAAGCCCCCAGUUAUUAUCACCUUUGGCACUCUCAUUCAAGCCCAUAUCUGCAUCUUCUGGCUGAUCUUUGAUUCUCCUGCGAUGGACACCACAGAUUUCCCAAGUGCUAUGGAGAUCAAUUUUCAGUGUAAAGAAGGUUCUGGCAUAGGCUUCGCCUUCAUGCUUUGUUACAUUGCUAUGCUUGCACUCAUCUGCUUUGUGCUGGCUUUCAGGGGGAGGAAGGUCCCUCAUCGCUUCAAUGAGACUGGACACAUUAUUCUCAGCAUGCUAAUAUACUUGUUUGUGUGGGUUUGUUUUACACCAAUAUAUGUGGCUAAAAUCCCAGAGCGAUACUCCAUUCAGGCUGCAGCUAUCUUAGUUUCAUCUUAUGGUAUUAUAUUUUUUCAUUUUGUGCCCAAGUGGUACAUGGCUCUUUGCAAAAAGAAAGACGAAGUUACUACUGAGGCAUAUAUUGCACAAGCAUGUAGUACAAGAUCGUCAAUUGACUCAGGCAUCUAUCACUCUACUGUUAUGUCCUUACAUUCAGCGACUGUGUUACAGAUGGCAUCAUCACAGAGUACAGUGAACUCUGGUGAUACUGGUGUUUGCAACAUAGGACAUACUAUACAUAGCAUGGAUAAGAAAUUCAGUAAUUAUCAGCCCAUCACACAUAGAAGGUAUCACCGAAGGUCUGUUUAA